AUGGGAGGUCAUGGCUUGACUGACACUGCAAUUUUAUUCUCCGAUGAGGACGCGCUGGGCUCGGUACAAUGGUUCCAUUCAUACAGAGCCUUCCACGACGGAAAAGCUGACUCCCUCACCCUAAGUGUGAAGAGAUGCCAUCAAACACGCAAACUCAAAAUCUCCGUCGGCUAUCCUCAAGAAGCCUAUGUUAUAAUUGGUAAGGGUGUAGGCUUCGUUAUGAGAGUAGUUGUAGUUAUGCAGGCUGGUUUAGGUAUUACUUGCUUCAGUCUCGGACAGAGUCCCGCUCAUCAUCCAUCAUGGUUUUCGGUGUUUCGCUUGGUGCUUCGUUUAUGGUAUGUUCUAUUCUCGUAUACUCGUAUGAAACAGAAUAUUUGGUGGAACAAUGCAACAAGAUACUCUACCGCACCUCGCACUAUCAUCGACCAGAACCUUCCGCAACACAACAUAGCCAACAUGCGUUCUGCAACCCUUUGGCUUUGA
This is a messenger RNA of Trichoderma harzianum CBS 226.95, 483 nucleotides long. RefSeq lists its product as hypothetical. The transcript has a single exon. Lineage: Eukaryota; Fungi; Ascomycota; Sordariomycetes; Hypocreales; Hypocreaceae. The record is from RefSeq and is a predicted model, not a curated record. The coding region runs from base 1 to 483 and encodes 160 amino acids.